Messenger RNA from Myzus persicae (green peach aphid), 689 nucleotides. RefSeq lists its product as uncharacterized. The record is from RefSeq and is a predicted model, not a curated record. The transcript is spliced from 3 exons. Bases 110 to 634 code for a protein of 174 amino acids. NCBI's taxonomy places the organism in Eukaryota, Metazoa, Arthropoda, Insecta, Hemiptera, Aphididae. Gene Ontology annotation, biological process: regulation of synaptic transmission, cholinergic; positive regulation of voltage-gated potassium channel activity; sleep.
CAGAGAAAACAGUCGUCUAAAGAAAAUAUUUUUUUUUUUACUGUGUCAAUAGUAAUUACUGGUUUCUAUUAUUUUAAAUUUUUACAAGUCUUGCCGUCUAAACACAAACAUGAAAUCUUUAGCCGUAAUAAUUCUCAUUAAUAUGAGCUUGAGCGGAUUUUUCGUCCUGACCAAUGGUUUGUCGUGUUACGAAUGCAAGUUGAAUGACGCAGCAUGUGCCACCGAGGAAAGUGAUGCAAAACUUACAAAAAUCAUUUGUGCUAAAGGUAGUGGUGGUGGUGGUGGUGAUGCUGGAAAUGGAACUGCAACUACUGGAGCACCAGACGCUUCUGUUCCACCAGUAGCUGGUGAAACAACUAAAGCAGCUAAAUUCCUAGCCGGUGAAGUUUUUCACUGUUUCAAGGCCAUCCUUAAAGGAAAUGGCACAAGCAAGCCGAUAGUACGCGGCUGCAAGGAGACCCCCGGCACCGAUGACUGUUUACCUGCAGGAACCGAAGUCGAAAAAUGCGAUGUCUGUGACACGGACGACUGUAACGGCGGCACUGCUGGACAGUCUAUAGUAACUGGGUCUGAGAUGCAGUGCGCUCUCAUAUCAUCCCUGGUGAUUGCCAGGAUGUUUUUCCUCACCAAGUGACGGAAGCUCAAUCAUUAUAAAAUAAAACUAAUUAAAAUAGUAUAACUAAAACAAU